This is a messenger RNA of Xenopus tropicalis (tropical clawed frog), 2846 nucleotides long. It is a transcript of the gene mcm6, whose product is annotated as minichromosome maintenance complex component 6. Gene Ontology annotation, cellular component: MCM complex; nucleus. The record is from RefSeq and is marked provisional. Lineage: Eukaryota; Metazoa; Chordata; Amphibia; Anura; Pipidae. Gene Ontology annotation, biological process: regulation of DNA-templated DNA replication initiation; DNA replication initiation; DNA replication. Gene Ontology annotation, molecular function: ATP hydrolysis activity; DNA helicase activity; DNA binding.
CCGGCAUUGUGAGUGAGCGGCUGCAGUGUUCUUAUCGGUGAGAGCAACAUGGACCUGGUAGAUCCUUCCCAGAGCGCCGCCGCGGCAGCCGGAACCCAAACGGUUAAGGAUGAGGUGUCUGAGAAGUGCCAGAAGCUGUUCCAGGACUUCCUGGAGGAAUUCCGGGGUAGCGACGGGGAGCUGAAGUACCAGAGUGACGCAGAGGAACUCAUCAGGCCGGAGAGGAACACGCUGCUCGUCAGCUUCAUCGACUUGGAGCAGUUUAACCAGCAGCUCGCUACAACCAUCCAGGAGGAGUUCUACAGGGUGUAUCCGUACCUCUGUCGAGCAGUGAAAGCCUUUGCCCGCGAUCAUGGAAACGUUCCACAGAACAAGGAAUUCUACGUUGCCUUCCAGGAUCUGCCCACUCGACAUAAAAUCCGAGAGCUGACGACCCCUCGCAUCGGAUCUCUGCUGCGGAUCAGCGGUCAAGUGGUUCGGACUCACCCAGUCCAUCCGGAACUGGUCAGUGGGACCUUCCUUUGCUUGGACUGCCAGACCUUGGUGAGGGAUGUGGAGCAGCAGUUUAAGUACACACAGCCGAGCAUCUGCAGGAACCCGGUGUGCGCCAACAGGAGGAGGUUCAUGUUGGAUACAAACAAAUCCAGAUUUGUUGAUUUCCAGAAGGUUCGUAUUCAGGAAACGCAGGCAGAGCUCCCGCGAGGCAGCAUCCCCCGGAGCGUCGAAGUGAUCCUACGGGCAGAAGCUGUUGAGUCGUGUCAGGCCGGUGAUAGGUGCGACUUUACCGGAUCUCUGAUUGUUGUGCCGGAUAUUUCCCAGCUGGCAACUCCAGGUGUCCGUGCAGAGACCAGCGCCAGGGUGGGCGGAACAGAAGGGUACCAGGCUGAAGGUGUCCAAGGUCUCCGAGCCCUUGGUGUUCGAGAUCUCUCCUAUAAAUUGGUUUUCCUUGCGUGCUACGUCUGCCCAACCAACCCAAGGUUUGGUGGGAAGGAUCUACAUGAGGAGGACAUGACUGCAGAGAGCAUCAAAAACCAGAUGUCUGUGAAGGAAUGGGAGAAGGUGUUUGAGAUGAGUCAAGACAAAAACCUGUACCAUAACCUCUGUACCAGCCUCUUCCCAACUGUACACGGUAACGAUGAAGUAAAGAGGGGUAUCUUACUGAUGCUGUUUGGGGGUGUCCCUAAGACAACAAUGGAGGGCACAUCUUUACGUGGAGACAUUAAUGUUUGUAUUGUUGGAGAUCCGAGUACAGCCAAGAGCCAGUUCCUCAAGCACGUUGAGGAGUUCAGUCCCCGUGCAGUUUACACUAGUGGGAAAGCCUCCAGUGCCGCCGGUCUGACAGCAGCCGUCGUGAAAGAUGAAGAAUCAUAUGAGUUUGUGAUUGAGGCUGGAGCCCUGAUGCUCGCUGACAAUGGAGUUUGCUGCAUCGAUGAGUUUGACAAGAUGGACACAAAGGACCAAGUGGCUAUCCAUGAGGCAAUGGAACAGCAAACCAUUUCAAUUACCAAAGCUGGUGUUAAGGCUACGCUCAAUGCUCGCACUUCCAUCCUCGCUGCAGCAAACCCUGUAGGGGGCCGCUAUGAUAGGGCCAAGUCACUUAAGCAGAAUAUCAACUUGUCUGCUCCCAUCAUGUCCAGAUUUGAUCUCUUCUUCAUUCUUGUGGAUGAGUGUAAUGAGGUGACAGAUUACGCCAUUGCCCGACGUAUAGUCGACCUCCAUUCUCGGAUUGAGGAAUCUAUCGACAGAGUGUACACACUGGAUGAAGUCAGGAGAUACCUUCUCUUUGCCAGGCAGUUCAAACCCAAGAUCUCUAAGGAGUCAGAGGACUUCAUAGUGGAGCAGUACAAACGGCUGAGGCAGCGAGACGGCACGGGGGUCACCAAAUCUGCUUGGAGGAUCACCGUACGGCAGCUGGAAAGCAUGAUCCGAUUGUCGGAAGGCAUGGCAAGGAUGCACUGCAGUGAUGAGGUGCAGCCAAAACAUGUGAAGGAGGCAUUCCGGUUAUUGAACAAAUCCAUCAUCAGGGUGGAGACUCCGGACGUCAACCUGGAUCAAGAGGAUGAACAUGAGGCGGAGGAAGAACCUCAAGAGGUUAUAAAUGGCGAUGCUUCGGUUCCCAGUGGUGUGAAUGGGCACGUGAAUGGAAUGAAUGGGCACGCUGAGGAGCCGAAUGCCGCUACCCCGAAGCCGUCCUUGCGUCUUAAUUUUGCUGAAUACAAGCGGAUCUCAAACUUGCUGGUCCUGCAGCUGAGAAAGAUGGAGGACGAGGAUGAGACUUCCCAGAGGAAGAGUGAACUCAUCAAUUGGUAUCUAAAGGAGAUCGAGUCUGAAAUUGACUCUGAAGAGGAGCUCGUUACUAGGAAGCAAAUCAUCGAUAAAGUUGUUCACAGACUCGUGCACUAUGACCAAAUUUUGAUUGAGCUGACACAGACCGGAUUAAAAGGCACAGGGGACGAGGAGGUACCAAAAGAGGAGGAUCCUUACCUCGUGGUGAACCCCAACUACAUACUGGAAGAUUAAUGGGCUGCUUUGUGCCUCACAGACUUCAUUCUGCAAGACUUUGGCUUUUUCCUAUUUGGAAAUGUACAGUGAGGAAGAUUCUCAUUAAGAGACGUUUUUACCCACGGAUUUAUCUGUUGUCUGAUUGGGUCGCUAAACCUGGCGUUUUAUGAAGGCUCUGAGCUGGUUUUACAGAGAGAUUUUCAAGCCUUGACUUUUUUUUUUAUACUUUUAGAAGCGUCUCAUUUUAUCUUGUCCUUGAAGACGUUUCAGAGACUUUUAUAUCAUCAGCUGAUAAGUGUCUGGGAUAUGUUCUUAUUCUUAUUAAAGUUUUAUCUGUAGAUACA